Messenger RNA from Drosophila willistoni, 4607 nucleotides. It is a transcript of the gene Polr3A, whose product is annotated as DNA-directed RNA polymerase III subunit RPC1. The coding region runs from base 173 to 4318 and encodes 1381 amino acids. The transcript has 7 exons. Gene Ontology annotation, molecular function: DNA binding; DNA-directed RNA polymerase activity. Gene Ontology annotation, biological process: DNA-templated transcription. The record is from RefSeq and is a predicted model, not a curated record. NCBI's taxonomy places the organism in Eukaryota, Metazoa, Arthropoda, Insecta, Diptera, Drosophilidae.
UUUUAAAUGUGCGCGCCCCGGUGUUUCUUAGUGUGACCGUAUCUAAGGGAUUCUGACUCUGGCCACACUAAGCCAACAAUUCGACGUGCCGACAAAAAAUGUGUUUUUGUUUUUAAUUAAAAUAAUUAAAAAGCAGAGAGUUUCAAUUAAAAUCAAAGAUUUGUUUAUAGCCAUGCCGAAGGAACAGUUUCGUGCUUCAGCGCUAAAUAAGAAAAUCUCACAUGUGCAGUUUGGUGUCAGUGGAGCUGACCAGAUCCAGCAGGAGUCGCUGGUCCGGAUCAUCUCGAAGAAUUUGUACCAGGCACAACGACAACCAGUGCCCUAUGGCGUCCUGGAUCGCCGGAUGGGCAUCAGCACCAAGGAUGCCGUCUGCGAAACCUGUGGGCAGGGUCUGAACGAGUGCAUCGGUCACUUUGGUUACAUGGAUCUGGCCCUGCCCGUUUUCCAUAUUGGACACUUUCGCUCCACGAUUAAUAUCCUGCAGAUGAUAUGCAAGUCAUGUGCCCAUGUAAUGCUUAAGAUGGAGGAUCGCAAUAUUUUCGAAAAGAAGUUGCACAAUCCGAAUUUCUCGUACUUGGGCAAGAAGGCUCUGCAUGCCCAGAUGCUGGCCAAGGCCAAGAAGGUGACCAAGUGUCCGCAUUGUGCCGCCCCCAAUGGGGGUGUGAAGAAGGGUCCCGGUCUGCUAAAGAUUCUGCAUGAUCCGUACAAGGGACGCAAAGUGGAUGCCAUCUAUAAGAAUACCUUGGAGGAGAUGCUGCGCUCCACGGAGCUAAAUCGCGAUCUUAAUCUCACACUUAGCAAUUACAGCACGGCCGAGGAACUGACGCCCCUGAUGGUGCUCGAUCUAUUCGAACAGAUACCUCAGAAGGAUGUGCCCUUGCUGGGCAUGUGUUCCCGGGGUGCCCAUCCCAAGCAUUUGAUAGUUACGAGAGUGUUUGUCCCUCCCGCUUGCAUACGGCCUUCUGUUCUGUCCGAUGUCAAGGCAGGCACAACCGAAGAUGACCUCACAAUGAAGCAAAGUGAGAUUCUCCUCAUCAACGAUGUGAUUCAACGGCAUAUGGCCACGGGCGGAAAGAUCGAACUCAUCCACGAAGACUGGGAUUUUCUGCAGUUGCAUGUGGCCCUCUAUUUCCACAGCGAGAUCAGUGGAAUUCCCCUCAAUAUGGCGCCCAAGAAGACCAUGCGAGGCAUAGUCCAACGUCUGAAGGGUAAACAGGGCCGCUUCCGUGGUAAUCUCUCUGGCAAACGUGUGGAUUUCAGUGGACGCACUGUGAUCUCACCGGAUCCCAAUCUGAUGAUCAAUCAGGUGGGUGUUCCGGUGCGAGUUGCCCGCAUCCUUACCUAUCCGGAGCGUGUCAAUCCGGCCAAUAUACGUCACAUGAAGCAACUUGUUCGGAAUGGUCCAAGUCUUCAUCCGGGAGCCAAUUACGUCCAGCAGCGUGGUUCCAGCUUCAAGAAGUAUCUGGCCUAUGGUAAUCGCGAGAAGGUAGCCCAGGAACUGAAAUGCGGCGAUAUAGUGGAACGGCAUUUGCGGGACGAUGACAUUGUCCUGUUCAAUCGCCAGCCCUCGCUCCACAAGAUGUCCAUUAUGUGCCAUCGAGCCAAGGUGCAGCCGCAGCGAACGUUCCGCUUCAAUGAGUGUACCUGCACGCCGUACAAUGCCGAUUUCGAUGGGGAUGAGAUGAAUCUGCACUUGCCACAGACCGAGGAGGCCCGAGCCGAGGCCAUUAUUCUGAUGGGCAAUCAAUCGAAUCUGGUUACACCCAAGAAUGGUGAGAUUCUGAUUGCCGCAACCCAGGACUUCAUCACCGGUGGCUAUUUGCUCACCCAGAAGGAGGUUUUCCUUACCAAAGAAGAGGCCAUGCAAUUGGCCGCCUGCUUUUUAUCCAAUGACGACUCUACCAUGCGUAUCCAAAUGCCCCCACCGGCCAUCCUGAAGCCCCGACGGCUUUGGACGGGCAAACAGAUCUUUAGCCUGCUAAUGCGUCCCAAUAGCGACUCCCCCAUACUCCUCAACAUGGUCUGCAAGGGUCGCAACUAUGCCGGCAAUCUGGAUCUCUGUAACAAUGACUCAUGGGUUCACAUACGCAACUCGGAACUGAUGUGCGGGGUAAUGGACAAGGCCACCUUGGGAUCGGGCACCAAACAAUGCAUCUUCUAUUUACUUCUCCGUGAUUUUGGCGAAGCAUUUGCCACCAAGGCCAUGUGGCGUUUAGCCAGGAUUGCCUCGUUCUUUAUACAGAAUCGUGGCUUCUCCUUUGGCAUUAGCGAUGUGACGCCCAGCAAGAAGCUACUGCAGCACAAACAGGUGCUGCUCGAUCGCGGCUAUGCCAAGUGCAAUGAGUACAUUGACAAACUGAAGGCGGGAACACUGCAAUGCCAGCCUGGUUGUUCGCCGGAUGAGACAUUGGAGGCGGUUAUGCUGCGCGAGUUGUCCGGCAUACGUGAGCAGGCGGCCAAGACUUGUUUCGCUGAGCUGCAUCCCACGAAUAGUGCCCUGAUCAUGGCACUGAGUGGUUCGAAGGGUUCCAAUAUCAAUAUCUCUCAGAUGAUUGCUUGUGUGGGUCAGCAGGCCAUAAGUGGCAAGCGUGUGCCCAAUGGUUUUGAGGAUCGUGCUCUGCCCCAUUUCGACAAACAUUCUGCCAUACCAGCGGCUCGUGGUUUUGUGCAAAACAGUUUCUAUUCGGGCCUAACACCCACCGAAUUCUUCUUUCACACCAUGGCUGGGCGUGAGGGUCUGGUGGAUACGGCUGUGAAAACUGCCGAGACUGGCUAUUUGCAGCGUCGUCUGGUCAAGUGUCUGGAGGAUCUGGUGGUCCACUAUGAUGGCACCGUACGAAAUGCCAUCAACGAAAUGGUCGAUACUAUUUAUGGUGGCGAUGGUCUUGAUCCCGUUUCCAUGGAGACACGAAACAAGCCUGUGGAUCUGGUCCAUCAGUAUGAUAAUCUGCGUGCCCAAAAGCCACGUGGCGAACAGAAGCCACUCUCAUCCACAGAGAUUCUUUCUGAAGUGGAAACGAUACUCAAGCAGCCUGAAUUUGCAGAGGCCCGAUCCGACUUCAAGGCGGAUGUGAACAAACAUCUGAACAGUGUGGCAAAACGUAUUGAGGGCAUUCACAAGAAGUAUUUGGCCCACGGUGAUUUGUGCCAUCAAAUUGAAGCGGUUAGUGGCGAACAGUUGUUGGAAUACCUGCGUCGCAUCAACGAACGCUACAAUCGAGCUGUCAGCGAACCGGGCACUGCUGUGGGUGCCAUUGCCGCCCAGAGUAUAGGUGAGCCCGGCACACAGAUGACCCUGAAAACGUUCCAUUUCGCUGGCGUUGCCUCGAUGAACAUUACCCAGGGAGUGCCCCGCAUUGUGGAGAUUAUCAAUGCCACCAAGACCAUAUCGACCCCAAUUAUAACCGCUGAACUGCGAAAUAACACCAGCAUGGAGUAUGCCCGCCAGGUGAAGGCCCGCAUCGAGAAGACAACGCUGGGGGAACUCUCAUCCUAUGUGGAAGUGGUGUGUCGCGCUUUCAGCUGCCAUCUGGUUAUUGGCAUCGAUAUGGCGCGCAUUAAGGUGCUGGGACUGCACAUCAAUCUGGACACCAUUGUGGCCAGCAUAUUGAAGUCACGUUUGCGCAUCAAGCCGAAUCAGGUGGAGGUGGCCUCCAAGAGUUCGCGCAUCAUUGUGCGUGUGGAGGCAACACGAACAGCCACCAUCAAUGCGGAACUCUCCCGUUUGGCCAUUAGCAUCCAAAAUGUUGUGGUCGCCGGCCUGCCCAACAUAAAUCGAGCUGUCAUAGCAGUCGACGACACCGUCCAGCCGCACACCUACAAGCUGUGCAUCGAGGGCUACGGCCUGCGCGAAGUCAUUGCCACGUACGGCAUUAUUGGCAAACGGACGCGGAGUAACAACAUUUGCGAAGUCUUUCAGACGCUGGGCAUCGAGGCGGCACGCACCAUCAUAAUGAGCGAGAUCACGGACGUGAUGGAGGGACACGGCAUGAGUGUCGAUUCGCGGCACAUUAUGCUCCUGGCCAGCCAGAUGACAGCCCGCGGUGAAGUGUUGGGCAUUACGCGGCAUGGUCUGGCCAAGAUGCGGGAAAGUGUUUUCAAUUUGGCAUCGUUUGAGAAAACAGCCGAUCAUCUGUUUGAUGCCGCCUACUAUGGCCAGACGGAUGCUGUCAAUGGUGUAUCCGAGCGUAUUAUUCUCGGCAUGCCAGCUGGCAUUGGCACGGGAAUCUUCAAGCUACUGCAACACCACGAGGACAAGGAGGUUCCACCCAUCGAGCCGACCAUAUUCGGUAGCUUGGGCCUGAAGCCAGUUUUCUAGCAGCACGAAAAGACGCCGCUCACUCCACUCAGUUCCUGUGACUAUUCUAGUGCGUACAUUAGUUCUUACAAUUAGUAAUUAGUCACUUACAAUAAAAUCAAGUGCCGGACACAACCUCAGGUUGGGCUUCUAUCAUGAUCUUAAUGCAAAAUGGUCUAGACCUAAGACUCGACUGACUGUUUUGACUGGUUUUAUGCUGUUAUUUAUAUUUUUAAAUACAAUUGUUAACCAAAUUGGCAGCAAAUUUACUCGACACCUUUUAAAUAAUAAAUAUUUAAAGUCAAAUCAA